Plasmodium adleri (nom. inval.) is the source of this 1194-nucleotide messenger RNA. RefSeq names its product MSP7-like protein, putative. The transcript has a single exon. The record is from RefSeq and is a predicted model, not a curated record. Lineage: Eukaryota; Apicomplexa; Aconoidasida; Haemosporida; Plasmodiidae. The coding region runs from base 1 to 1194 and encodes 397 amino acids.
AUGAAAAGUGAAUUCUUCAUUUGUGUUACUUUUUUUUUUGUGCUUUUACAUUAUAUUUCUUGCAAUAAACCACCACGUAGUCUAUCUGUGAAAUCUAAUAAAGAUAAAGAUGAAUUCAACAAUAUAAAAGAAAAAUUGAAUUCCAUAAAUAAUUCUAUAAAAGAUAAAGUUCUUGAAAAUUUUAAAGAAGAUAUUGAAUUAUUAAAAAAAAAGGUAGAUUAUUUGGAAAAGAGGAAAUGUGAUAACAUCGUGGAGAAUAUGCAACAAAAAGAUGAUGAUGAUGAAGAAGAAGAAGAUCCAGAUGAAGAUGACGAAGAACAAGAUGAAGUAGAAGUGAAACAAAAAGGAAUAGAGGAUAAACAAAAAGAAUCACAGGAUGAACAAAACGAAAUAGAGGAUGAACAAAAAGACAUUGUCGGAGAAGAGUCUGAAGAAUAUUCUGAUAAUGAAGAAGAAGAAGAAGAUGUAGGACAAAAUGAGGAAAAUAACGAUAAUGAAGUAAAUGAAGUAAAUGAAUUAAAUGAAGUAAGUGAAGAAAAUGAAGAUAAUGGAGAACUAGACGUUCCUGAUGAUGAAUUUGUAGAACAAAGUACAAAUAAAAAUGUAAGAAAUAGUAUGAUAAGAAAUUCUUAUAAAGAUAUAAAAUAUCCUGCUCAAAACAGUUCAACCAUACUUGAAAACACACCAACGAAAUUAUCUACACAAAACACAAAAUCAAAUCAAACUUCUAAUCAAUUAAUAACUCAAAUUCAAGGUGAAGAAUCAACUUCAAAAGUAGAUAAUAAUAAAAAUAAUACAAAUGAAGUUAAAUGUAUGCAUAAACUUAGUGAUGAUGUUCUUACUGAAUUAAAGGAAAAGGAUAAUGUAAAUAAUAAUAUAAAUCACAAUAAAUAUAAUAAUUUCAAAAAGGAAUUUUCUAAUUUUACUAUGAAUCAAAAUGAAUAUGAUUUAAUAAAAAAGUUGAUUAUUACCUUUUCUCAAAAAAAUGUAGAAAUGAAAAGAGAUUCCUUAAAACAAAUUUUUUUAAAAGCUUUGGAUGAUAAAAAAUACCGUGAAGUAUUUAAAAAUUUUAUGUAUGGUUUAUGUAGUUAUGCAAAACGUCAUAAUUAUUUAGAUAUUGAAAAAAUGGAAAAAAAUGAAAAAGCCUAUAAAAAAGUAUUUGAAAACACGCUUAACUUAAUAGAUACUAUAUGA